Chelonoidis abingdonii (Abingdon island giant tortoise) is the source of this 1508-nucleotide messenger RNA. The record is from RefSeq and is a predicted model, not a curated record. Lineage: Eukaryota; Metazoa; Chordata; Testudines; Testudinidae.
GAGUGAAGCUAGACACCCCCACUUCUGCCGAUGGGGGUGGGGAAGUGGUGAUAUAAUUAGCAUAUUCCAAUCCUAUUGGCUCGUUCCCGAGCUGUUUUACAUAGGGCCGCCUCCUCCCCACUCCAGUCUCCGGCUGGCUGGGUUUUGCGGCGUAGGGCUGCCUGCUAGUGCAGUGCAGGGAUCGGCGCGGGAGGCUGGCGGCGGCGGGGAGAAGGGAACAUUUAAACACUUUUAUUUUUCCGGUGUUCUUCCGCCGCCCGGCUGGGAGCGGGGCUGCCGAGCCCCACCGCAGAGUUGGGCCGGGAAGAGGCUUUGGAAGGCGCAGCAAAGUGGCCAGUGGGCUCUGUCUCGUCUUUCUAUUCCCACUCUGGUUUCCUGCGGGUGCAGCAUGAAGUGCAGCUAUGGCAAGGCGAGGUAAGACAGUGGUGAGGACGCUGGAAGAUUUGACCCUGGAUUCUGGUUAUGGUGGUGCUGCGGACUCAGUCCGGUCCUCCAACUUGUCCCUGUGCUGUUCGGAUUCCCACCCGGUUUACCCCUAUGGAGGAAACUGCUGGCAGCAUCUAGCUGACUCCAUGCACACUAGGCACAACAGCUUUGACACUGUCAACACGGUCCUAGUGGAAGACUCCGAGGUGCUGGACUGCUCGGGGCAGCAGUGCUCCAGGCUGCUGCCUGACCUUGAGGAGGUUCCCUGGACUCUGGAGGAGGUGGAGGCGCUGCUUCUGCUGCGGCACAGGGAGCCCCGCGGCCCGGCGGCCACCCCGGCCAGAGAUGCCCUGGCCAAGCUGUCCACCUUGGUCAGCCGGGCGCUGAUCCGGAUCGCUAAGGAGGCUCAGCGGCUGAGUCUGCGGUUUGCCAAAUGCACCAAGUACGAGAUCCAGAGCGCCAUGGAGAUCGUCCUGGACUGGACGCUGGCCUCCAGCUGCACGGCGGCCGCCCUGGGCGCUCUCUCCCUCUAUAACAUGAGCAGCAGCGGCGGGGACCGCUUCAGCCGGGGCAAAUCCACCCGCUGCGGGCUCACCUUCUCGGUGGGCAAGUUCUACCGCUGGAUGGUGGACAGCCGGGUGGCCGUGCGCAUCCACGAGCACGCCGGCAUCUACCUGACCGCCUGCCUGGAGAACCUAUUCCGAGACAUCUACGGGCGGGUGAUGGCGGGGGGCAGCGCCUCGGCCCACCCGCACCCCAACCGGGGCUCGGGCUCGGGCUCCGGCUCCGGCUCGGCAGCUGGCGCCGAGAAGGACAAGGAGAGUGGCGGCGGCGAAGCGCCCAAGUUUACGGUGGAGUCUCUGGAGCAGACGGUCAACAACGACGCGGAGCUGUGGGGCUUGCUGCAGCCCUACCAGCACCUCAUCUGCGGGAAGAACGCCAGCGUAUCAGCUGUAGCCAGACAGCCAAAAAUCCCGUCUGCGACCCGGAGCCGCUGGGCCCCCUCACUGCGCCCAGACCCCCGCACUUUGCGCUCAGGCUCUGGGAGCCGCAGUUUUGCGCAUCCGGACUGGAAAGGCUGA